Messenger RNA from Camellia sinensis, 1617 nucleotides. Lineage: Eukaryota; Viridiplantae; Streptophyta; Magnoliopsida; Ericales; Theaceae. The record is from RefSeq and is a predicted model, not a curated record.
AUGUCGGACAAUCUACCACAAGAAGUGGUGUUUGAUAUCUUGGCAAGACUACUUGUCAAGUCCCUGUUACAUAUGAGGUGUGUAUGCAAAUCAUGGAACUCUCUAAUCAAUAGUCCCAAUUUCAUCACAUCACACACAAACCAAACUCUUGCAAACAACAACAAUGAAUUAGUACUACUUAGGCACCACACUGAUGGCAAAGAUCAGUUCACAUUGCAUUUCAAUAACAACACAUUCAAUGAGUGUACAACAUUUGAUUGCCCAUUUACAAACUGGACAAAGUAUUAUUUGAGGGUAGUGGGUUCGUGUGACGGGUUAGUGUGCUUGUCAUCUCAUGAUCAAACUACGAUUUUAUGGAACCCAUCAAUCAAGAGAUGUUUGAAUCUUCCAACGCCUCGCAUUACAUAUAAGUCUCACGGUUCUUAUACGUUUAUCCUUGGAUUCGGAUUUGAUCCCUUGACUAACGAUUUUAAGGUGGUGAGACUUGUAUAUUUUCACAAGAACUUUGGUUACAGGCUUCCAGCAGAGGUCGAUGUUUAUAUGCUUAGCAUAGGGACUUGGAGAACUGUUACUAUUGCCCCAUCAUAUAAUUUGAUGGAAUGCGUUUCCCAUGCUUUUGUGAACCGGGCUUGCCACUGGAUUGGGUUUGAGGCAAUGACGAAGGAAAUAAGGCGCUAUUUGAUACUGUCAUUCAACAUCAGUACUAAAGUGUUUCAUGAGAUAAAGCUCCCGGAUUGUGUUGCUAAUGUGUUCAGACUAAUUGCAUCGGUUGCAGUGUAUGAGGAAUCGAUUUGUUUGUUCCAUUAUGAUAGGGAUUGGGGGUAUCCAAGUAAGAAUUGUGAUAUAUGGGUGAUGAAAGAGUAUGGUGUGGUUGAGUCUUGGACUAAAUUGUUCACAAUUGAUUUUGCUAUAAGCAAAGCUGUAGGUUUUAGGAAGAAUGGUGAAUUUUUGGCAGAAGAUAGAGAGGGGAAGUUGGUUACAUAUGAUUUCAAGACCGGGCAAAUAGUGUAUCUUGGAAUCCAUGGGUUGAAACAAUCGUUUCAUUUGGAGAAUUACAUAGAAAGCCUAGUUUUACUUAUAGAAGGAAAUGAAGUUUUAGAGGAGAAGGCAAAAUCUAGUAAUGCCUUUGACAAAGGUAUAGAAGAAACGUCGGAAUUGGGGAGCAGCAUUAAUCAACAAGGAAGUGGGUCACGCGGUAGGUUCUUUUGUUGUGCAAUGCCUGGCUCUCUCACAAAAACUGGACUUCCUCAACCCUCUUACAGAAACUCGAUUGAUCGUCCACUUCAAUUGGAAAGAAGCCUAUCCCAAUCAACAAUGCUAGAGGAAGCCGAGAAUAAUAGGAAGUUGUAAAGGUAAUUUACGUCCAUUUUCAGUUGGUGGUGGUCUCUCUUCCAUUCUCAAUGUAGAGAUAUAAUUGUCUUUCGACUUGUGAUAUGCAGAUAUGUUUGGCUUUUGAUAUUCAUGAUCAAUGUAAAACUUCAGAUAUGAGAAGAUUUGUUUGCUAGAUUGUGGUUAUCGGAUCUUUAUUUAAUGUGCUAUGGCUCGAUUUCAAAGUUUAUAAUCUGAAAUAAGGUGUGGUUCCAAUUUUAAACAUUGUAAAUUUCAAUUUAGUUUCAU